AUGGAAUAUAACGGAGGCGAUGGAACUGGAGAUGAGGAUAGAGUGAAGAUGGAAUGGGAAGUAGGUCUUCCCACUCCCGACAAGCUAAUACCUUUAUCUCAGUGCUUGAUUCCUUCAGAGCUGGCGUCUGCUUUUGGCAUAGUUUCAGAGCCCUGCAUCAAUCAAGCCUCACAAGAUACCUUGGUGAGUCUCCAGUCACAGUCACAACGGUUGUCUCCGUCGAAUAAUUUCGAUUUCAUUCUCUUAAAGGAUCAAGGGACAAAGAAUUGCGUAACUGUGGGAAGAGACGGCUUGGAUUUUCCAAGGGAGGAUACUUCGGAGUUGAUGAAGCGGAGGAAGAUGCGGAGAAUCAAUGACCGAUCGCGACUACUUUGGACCUCGGAGCUUCACAAGAGAUUCGUAGAUGUGGUGACUCAAUUAGGUAUAAAAGAGGCAGUUCCAAAGACUAUUAUGAAAUUAAUGAACGUGGAAAGUUUAACUCGCAAGAAUGUCUCGAGUCAUCUUCUAAAGUAUAGAAUUUUUAUGGUAAAAAUAAAUGGACUUUCCAACAAGAUGAAAGGGUUAUCCAUUGAAGGGUCUUCUUCUUUAGAUCAUUUGUUUUCUGUAGUGCCACAGGAGUCCAGUGGACAAGCGGAAAUGAAUGUUAUAAAUCCACAGGAAAUGAUGUCAAUGACUAGGUUAAGCUUAGGACAUGGUCAUGAACAUACUUGA
Impatiens glandulifera is the source of this 711-nucleotide messenger RNA. RefSeq names its product transcription factor PCL1-like. Gene Ontology annotation, biological process: regulation of DNA-templated transcription. The transcript has a single exon. The record is from RefSeq and is a predicted model, not a curated record. NCBI's taxonomy places the organism in Eukaryota, Viridiplantae, Streptophyta, Magnoliopsida, Ericales, Balsaminaceae. Gene Ontology annotation, molecular function: DNA binding; DNA-binding transcription factor activity. The coding region runs from base 1 to 711 and encodes 236 amino acids. Gene Ontology annotation, cellular component: nucleus.